Messenger RNA from Magallana angulata, 1043 nucleotides. Its product is annotated as optic atrophy 3 protein homolog. The transcript is spliced from 2 exons. The record is from RefSeq and is a predicted model, not a curated record. Bases 33 to 677 code for a protein of 214 amino acids. NCBI's taxonomy places the organism in Eukaryota, Metazoa, Mollusca, Bivalvia, Ostreida, Ostreidae. Gene Ontology annotation, biological process: regulation of lipid metabolic process. Gene Ontology annotation, cellular component: mitochondrion.
ACUAAAACUCGAAUUUCCUCAUAAGAGUCACAAUGCCUUUCCCUCUUAUUAAACUCGUAUAUUUAUUUGUAAAACAAGUCAGUAAACCGCUGGCAACCAGGGUGACGGGAUAUAUGAAAGAAAAGCCUUUCAUUAGGAGCUAUAUUAUGAUUCCAUUAGCGCAAGCAUACCACAGAUCUGAAGCCAAUUUGAAGCUGAUGCUGCUGUACAACCAGAAAGGCCACAAAGUGAAAGUAAAUCCCCUGAGUGAGGAGGCGGCCGUGAAUCUAGCCUCAGACAUGAUGAAUGACAUUUUCAUAUUUACCAUUGCUUUUGUUGUGCUAUACCAGGAAUAUGUCAGAAGUGCCAAAAGCAGUGCAGCCGAGAAACUACAAAGAGAGAAUGAGAUCUUGAGUAUUAACAAUCAGUUGGAUGACUUGGUCCUGAUAACAGAGAGACAUGAUGCUCAGCUACGAGAGGCCGAGAGAGAGAGGCACCACCUUCUGACCUUGGUCAGUGACCUCCAGACAUGGUCCUCAUCCUGCACAAAGUUGAUUUCCGAGAAGCAGGAGUCUCACCUGAGAGAGGUAUUCCGGCGAAUCAAAAACCUACAAGCUAUCCAACUGACUGUGCACUCUAAAAACUCCAAAGUCAACCACAUAAACAUUGCUAUGGACAGGCAAGAUAAAUCCGAUUGAAAAGUCGCUUAGGUUUUGGUUUUUUUAAAUUUUGAAUAAUUCAUAAUCAAAGAUUUUCUUAUCCACAGGAUAUCUAGAAUUUUACUCUGAUACAUGUUUAUGAAGUCACUACAAAAUAUUUGUAUUACUGAUUAUGUGACUUUUGAAUGUCAAAAUGUAUUCUUGCUAUGCAGUACACGAUGAACAGUUUUCAAAACUUUGUGAUGUUGUUUUUAUAGCUUUAUUAGGGUAACUUAAUUAUAUGUUUGUUUAUAUAAAUAUACAUAUGUAUUAAUUGUGUGUGUCUGUGUAUGGAUUCGAUCUAUUUCUAUGUGGAAAGUUUCUUCAUCUAGUAGAUAUUAAUAUUAAAUGCUUCUAAGAGUGUCA